Molecule: messenger RNA, 662 nt
Organism: Paramisgurnus dabryanus
Lineage: Eukaryota; Metazoa; Chordata; Actinopteri; Cypriniformes; Cobitidae
Source: RefSeq, a predicted model, not a curated record
GUUGCUGUUGGCAGACGAAAGCAUCUGAAUGUGUUUGGAAAUGACUACAGCACACCUGAUGGAACAGAGACUACAUUACAUGUUGUGGACUUAGCAAAGGGACACAUAGCUGCACUAAGAAAACUAAACGAAAGCUGUGGAUGUAAGGUUUAUAACCUGGGCACGGGUACAGGCUACUCAGUGUUAGAGAUGGUGAAAGCCAUGGAAAAGGCCUCAGGUCGACAGAUUGCCUAUCAAAUUGCUCCUCGGCGGAGUGGUGAUGUGGCUUCUUGCUAUGCAGAUCCCAGUCUGGCAGAGAAAGAGCUGGGCUGGAAAGCUGAAUAUGGCCUGGGAAGAAUGUGUGAGGAUCUAUGGCGCUGGCAAUCCCAGAAUCCCACAGGAUUCAGUAAUGGAACAGUGCCCUGAACCUGGAUGAUUCAAAGCCCAGGAAUGAGGGCUGAAUGACAAAGAUUUGGGCAAAAUGAAGUCUCUACAUUUUUUUUAUAUAUAAUUUAAUCUAGAUUUAUUAUACUAUUAACAAACCUGAAGCCAAAAUGACAGAUUUGUUUCCAGCCAGUAAAAUAUUUGCCUCUUUAUUUUCUAAUUUACUUUGUCACUUACUUUAGUUUCAUAUAUGAUUGUAAACUGAAUGGAUUAUUUCUAAUCUAAAAUUAUUUAUACUG